AACAAUGUAAACAUCUCAAAGAAAAAUUUUCCUACUGCAUAUCCCUUUGAAGACCAUCCACGCCCAUGGCGUUGUGACUUUGGCACCGGUAUCGAAAUUUUGCCUCUUUUUCGAGUAAAAACCGAAAUACAUGAUGUCAAAUUGUGUCAAAAAGUCAGACCAUGACAGACAUUUAGCCGACAUUACAGAUUCCUUUCCCUCCCGACGUAUGCGCCCUCACAUGUCACAUUUAAGGGAUUGGAGAGACUUUAAUAGUGAAUCAACGAAGACGACGAGGUAUACUAUUGAAAAUAAAGGCACGUCAUGUGUUAUUAAUGAGAAGAAAAACAGAGCGUGGGACAAUAUAACACAUGAGUUUAAUGCAGAGACUGAAGUGAGCAGGAGCGUAAAGCAUUUGAAAUUGCUAUACGCUAAUUUGAAAAGGAAAACACGAAAAGAUGUCGCGGAGGAACAUAAAGAACAAUAUUUAAAGGCAAAGGUGGUUGAUGAGGAGGACAGGCGCGAACUUAAUAGAACCGGUGGAGGCAAUUAUAAGCCGCAGUUGUAUGAAACAGGCGCUCAAAAUUUAGCUAUAAUAGAAGACCAAGUGCAACCUUUACCAAAUUUUUUCGAUGAUGCUGCGAACUAUUUUCACGAUGUACCUACAGAUAUUCCUGGGUGUUCUGGUACUCAACUUCGGGCACCGACUCCUGAUUUGGAUCCUGGAGAUGUACCAGUUACUCAGCCUGUGCCUGAGAUAAGAGCCACAACAUCGCGCCGUACCAGGAUUAGAACAACGAGAAACAAAAAUGUCAAUUACAAGGAAUUAUACUUCAAAAAAAAAAAAUCAAAUAGCUUGCUUCGAACUAAAAUCCAAACGGCAGCUGCAUGUUUUAGAUUUAAAAAUUAA
Molecule: messenger RNA, 889 nt
Organism: Zophobas morio
Lineage: Eukaryota; Metazoa; Arthropoda; Insecta; Coleoptera; Tenebrionidae
Exons: 3
Coding region: 131-889 (252 amino acids)
Source: RefSeq, a predicted model, not a curated record